This is a messenger RNA of Perca flavescens (yellow perch), 3604 nucleotides long. RefSeq names its product mastermind-like transcriptional coactivator 1 (gene maml1). Gene Ontology annotation, cellular component: nuclear speck; nucleoplasm. Lineage: Eukaryota; Metazoa; Chordata; Actinopteri; Perciformes; Percidae. Gene Ontology annotation, molecular function: transcription coactivator activity. The record is from RefSeq and is a predicted model, not a curated record. Gene Ontology annotation, biological process: Notch signaling pathway; positive regulation of transcription of Notch receptor target. The transcript has 8 exons. The coding region runs from base 538 to 3564 and encodes 1008 amino acids.
UGGCGGAGUAGCCCUGCCUGUUCGCUGAAAAACAAUAGAAACCGCACAGAAGGGACAGUUAGCCCGUUCUAACUGGACGAAUCCGCGCUAAAAACCGUACAUAUCCCGACUCGGGCUCGACCAAGUGGGGAGGAAUACCCGCGCCGGGAACCUCGGGAGGAAUAAAUAAAGUAUGAUGCUUUAUUUAAGCGUUUCAGGCUAGCUACCUAGCCUGCUAGUCGAGCUAACGUUAGCCCAACGGUAGUGUUAGCAGCUAGCGGCUAACGGCUACAAGGAGAGGAGGAUCAGCUGUUUGUAGACAGAUGCUGUAGGAAGGAGCGGACAGCAACACUUUCACAUGAGUGCCGCUGUGACUGAAGGCCAUUAGCAAGACAAAGGUCGCCUCCUCGGAGCCAGCACAUGAGUCUUUGUAAAGGGCGAGGGGGGGGUAUAUAGACGCCCAGAGUGAGAAACAAAAAAAAAGGCAAAUUCAGCAUUUUAUGGACGAAACCUGAGCCGGGAGUUUUUUUUUUUUUUUUAAACUACAAGUCUUUAUUGAUGAUGGCGGAUUUUGUUACACCGCGACACAGCGCGGUGAUGGAGAGGCUCCGCCGGAGGAUCGAGCUCUUCCGGCAGCAUCACAACAGCUGCGAGAGCCGCUACGAGAACGCGACGCUGGAGCGGCUGGAGCUGGAGAGGCAGCAGACCUUCGCCCUGCACCAGCGCUGCCUGCAGGCCAAAGCUAAGCGGUCCAACAAGCACCGGCAGCCCCAGCCCAGCAGCGGCGACCAGGCCGGGCAGAGAGCGCCCGGUGGCGCCGGCGGAGGCAGCGCAGAUCUCGGGGAGAGCGGAGGAGGCACCGCGGCAGAGCAGAGCCGGAACAGCACCCUGAUAGCGCUGCAGGAGACGGUGAAGAGGAAGUUGGAGAGCGCCAGCUCUCCGCUGGGACGAGAUCAGGUCAACGGUUUCAGCGAUGGCUUCCCCCCGAGCAAGAAGGCGUGCCUGGACAACGGCGCCGCCGCCGCCGCCAACGGCUCGCCGCUGGACUCCAAGCUCGGCAUCAGCGACUCUCUGAACUCCAACGGGACUCACGGCGAAUCGGCAGACAUUGCCGGCGGCGGCAGAGAGCCGCCUUCGGACUUCCAUCGCAAGGAGAUGAAGCAGGAGCCCGACGACAUCCUGCCCAUCAUGCCGCCAUCGGGCGCCGGCGGCAACAACAGCCUCUUCCCCGACCUCAACCUCAACGAGCAGGAGUGGACCGAGCUCAUGGAGGAGCUCAACUGCUCCGUCGUCUACGAGGACAUCCAGGACAUCCUCAACGACGGCUUCGAGGACCGCAAGGACCCGCUGGAGCUGGCGCCCACACCUGGAGCAGCCCUAGCGGGAGGCCCGGCCUCGGUGUCCCAGGCUCUGCUUCCUCCAGAUCUCGCCAGCGUUAAGACCGAGUUCUCGCCGGCUUCCGUGGCUUUCGAGCAGGACUCUCGCACCGGCUCCCCCCACGUCAGAUCCACGUCCUCGGGGCCUCCUCCUCACCCCACCAGCUCCCCCGUUGCGUCCUCCUCCGCCUCCUCCCCUCGCCCCCCCCCCCCCAGGCAGCUCCAGCCUCCCCCGAACCACCUUCUCCCUCCGGGGCCCCCAGUGCCCAAAGACCUGUCUCCCGCACAGCAGCUCCAACAGCUGGCCGCGCAGCAGCAGAGAGCGCAGCACCUCCACGGACAAAUGCAGCACAAGCAGCCACAGCCGGGGGCCAAGUUCCACAAUCAGGGGCCCCAUGCGCACCCCCCGCCUUGGCCCCAGAUGGCCAACGCCUCUCAGAGCCCACUAGGGGGCGCGUUUGGUAUGGACAAGCCCACGAGCCCUUCUCUGUACCCGCAGGACUUCAACCCAAACGGGCAGAAGCAGCUGCUGAUGCCCGGUCAGCCCAACAAAGGCUCUCCCAAAGCGGGGGCCCAAAGCGGCUACAUGCCGGGCCCCCCCGGACACCCCAACAUAAUGGGUCACCCGGCAUCGGGGCCGCAGCUCAGCCACCCUCCGGGACAAGGAGGCGCUCAGGCCUCGGCCGCCAUGCUGAACUACAACAACACCAAACCUUUGUCGCACUUUGAGGCGGCCCCGGGGCCCCCGCGGCUCCCCAACACCCAGAGCCAGAACAAGGCCGCGCUGCUGUCGCUGCUCCGACAGCAGCAGCAGAUCAAACAGAAGAACAGCAUGAACUUUCGUCAUCACAUACCGCACACGCAGGACCAGAACCCCUACCCUGCCCCUCCACAUGGCCCGGGCCCCGCCAACACCAUGGCGCCCGCGCCCGGAAACAACGCCAUGACGGCCCAGCCGGGGGCGAACACCAUGGCGGGUAACCACGGUAACGCAGCGUACCUGAGCAGCCAGGUGGCGGUGGCGGCAGCGCUCAAACAGCAGCAACAGCAUCAGCAGCAGAUGCUGGAGCAGCAGAAGCAGCAGUACAUGCAGAGACAGCAGCUCAUGGCUGAACAGGAGAAGCAGCGGCAGCAGGACCAGCAGCUGCAGAGACACCUGACCCGACCGCCUCCACAGUACCAGGACCAGCCGGGACAGCCGGCCAAUCAGAACCCUUUCCCACAGCCGCCAGUCAACCAGUUUACAGCGUCCUCUCAGCCAAUGGGCAGCGUCGGCUCCAUGGGAGGCCCCGCCCCCUCCCAGCGUAUGUUCCCUCAGACCCAAGGCAUGAUGGGUAUGAGCAUGGGGCAAGGUGGUGGUGUCGGUGGUCCAGCCGUCGCCGUGGCUCCGCCCCCUGCGGGCAGCCAGGCAGACCUCGGCCUAUCGUCCUGCGGGGCAGGCGUGGAUGUGCAGCAGGUGCUCUACAACAACAUGAACCUCCACGCUGCUGCUCAGCAGGCCGGCCUGCAGCGGCAGGGCUACCGGCAGAACCUGCUGGCUCAGCAGCAGCACCUGAAGACUCAGCCCAACGCCGCCAUGUUGAAGCAGCAGCUAGCCGCCGCCGCCGCCGCGGCAGCUCGCAUGCCGGGCGCCAUGGGAGCCGGUCUGCCGGGCUCCCAGACCGGGUCCUGGCAGCAGCAGUCCGGUAACGCCGGUUUACCGCCAAACGCCUUCAACAACUCCAACGCCUUUCACAUGCAGCAGCAGCAGCAGCAGUCUCGCGUUCCCAAGAUGCCGCCUGGCGCCUCGCCGUUCGGCGCUAACCCCGGCGUGCGUCCGCUAGGCGUUCGGAGCGCGGUGCAUCAGAUGAUGCAGACGAACAUGGCCGCCGCCGCGCAGCAGCAGCAGCAGCAGCAGAGGGCGCCUCCCAACGCUCAAAGCCUCGCCCAGCAGCAGCAGCAGACUCAACAACAGGCCAAUCAGAGCCUCCCAGACCUGGCGGCUUUCGGACAGCCGCAGGGCAACGGGCGCCAGGGACUGCAGUGUAACCAAGGUUACCAGGUGAGCAGGACUGCCAGUCAGCAGCAGCAGCAGCAGGUGGCGUUCGGAUACAACGUGGCGUCGGGGAGCUUCGCCGGCGAGAGCGAGCUGGUGGACUCGCUUCUGAAGGGCCAGAGCACCCAGGAGUGGAUGGCCGACCUGGACGAGCUGCUCGCCAGCCACCGCUAGGAGAAGAUUUAACACUGUCGUGAUUUUUGUUUAAACAAAC